Mucor velutinosus is the source of this 474-nucleotide messenger RNA. Its product is annotated as Guanosine-diphosphatase. The transcript has a single exon. Gene Ontology annotation, molecular function: nucleic acid binding. Bases 1 to 474 code for a protein of 157 amino acids. Lineage: Eukaryota; Fungi; Mucoromycota; Mucoromycetes; Mucorales; Mucoraceae. The record is from RefSeq and is a predicted model, not a curated record.
AUGCAGUCGUAUCAAGUCAAGUCUCAGUUGCAGGGAAAUGACGGUGGGGUCAUCUUCUGGAGUUGUAUAACAGCGGAGGGGCCUGGUUAUGGUACUACCAUUAUUGAAGACGCAAUAAACUCGGGCUUGUAUGUCGAUAUUUCGAAAACAUCAUUGAACGACACUCUUGAGCACUUUGGGAAGACACCAUCUGAUGUGCGAUUUCCACAAGACAGAGCAACACCGCAUACAUCGGGCAUUACUAAACAAUGGUUCGCCGACAAUGGGUUUAACCUAGACGAAAUCAUGGAUUGGCCACCCCAAAGUCCCGAUCUUAAUCCCAUUGAACAUGUCUGGCAUCUCCUAAAGCUUCGUCUUAAUAAGUAUCCCACUAGGCCCUCUACAAAAGAAGAAUUAGAGCGGCGUAUUAACAUUCAGUGGUACAAAAUAGCAGAAAAAGAGUGCCAGAAAUAUAUUGAUAGUAUGCCUGCCUGA